AUGUCGGCUCAACUUUAUCAGACCCUUGGCGAAGAUCUGUUGGCUUCCUUCAAUGAAAAGAGAUACACGGACAUUACGAUAACGACUGAACAAGGAACACCUAACGCGAGAACUUUUCGGUCGCACAGAUUUAUACUUUACUCUCGUUCUCAAUAUUUUCGAGAAAUUUUGUCUGAUGGUAAUGAUAUCGAGAAUAUCGAACUUCCUGACAUUUCAGGUGAGAUCUUUGAAGAUUUGCUCGGUGGAAAGGUCAACUUGGGCCAUAGAUCAGGUUCGGAAGUUCUUGACCUGUUACUUGGAGCUGAAAAACUUGCCCUUGAUCUCGUCAACAGCAUACAAUCUUUCAUUAUUGAGCAACAUGGUAACUGGUUAAAUGAGCACUUCGCUCAUAUUCAUCAUGUGAGUAAUAAAUAUGAAACCUUUGAACAACUACGUGCUUUCUGCGCUCAUACCGUCAACAACACCCCUGAGGUAGUUUUCCUGGCUUCCGAUUUCACAAAUCUUCCCGAGAAAUUUAAUGAUUUUCAAGAGGCGAUUCUCAGUCGCGUUAAUGUUGUUUCAAAGGCUGUGAGUUGGGAAUUGGAAUAUGGUCCAUCCUUUGGAAAUGAUUUAAUAAUGAUUGGGCCCAACCUCCAAAAGCGUUGUCUCUGUAACGUUUCGAAUCUGCCGCAAGUGUAUGAAAAAAAACUGCGAAACUCUUCUAGCGAAUUUGAAAUAGUCGAUUAUGAAGUAUACCAAAUUCGAACAAAG
Messenger RNA from Dentiscutata erythropus, 750 nucleotides. The record is from the annotation of a GenBank genome assembly. NCBI's taxonomy places the organism in Eukaryota, Fungi, Glomeromycota, Glomeromycetes, Diversisporales, Gigasporaceae.